Pocillopora meandrina is the source of this 13892-nucleotide messenger RNA. Lineage: Eukaryota; Metazoa; Cnidaria; Anthozoa; Scleractinia; Pocilloporidae. The record is from the annotation of a GenBank genome assembly.
GUGCAAACAUGUGACUCUCUUGUCAUAUCUUGCAGGCAAAACGUUUGUUCCAGGUAUACAGUGCAGACAGAGGCUUACUACACUGUUACAUCAAGGACAACAUACACACACACCACAACCAGUUGCGGAUGGUUUGGUUGGGGCAGAUGUGACACAAGCAGGUCAGUAGAUACAUUUCAAAAGAAAAAACAUACUGCUGAAACUAAACAGCUUUUAUGUCCGUCAGAAAGGACAUAUCAAAUGAUGACUAUAAUUCCGUUUUAAGAUUCCACAUAGUAACCCAACCUUUCGAAAAUUUGCAUAAAAAUGUGCAGACGGUGUCAUUUUGAGAGUAACCUAGCCAUGGUCUCGUACUUAGACCUUCCCCGGCCAUGCAGUGGUAAAGUCCCUACAUUUUGUUAAUCACGGUAGGAUCUGAGUACGAGAUUGAUAUAGCCUCUUACCUGCAAUUUAAUAGUCCCCUUUUUCAUCUAACCACUUUGCCUCCCGCCAGCUUAGAUUUGUAAACGAGCAUAUUCCGAUCAACAACUCAAGACAUUCAAGAACUACGCGCUAUUCAAACUUUAAUGUACUGUGCCCCAGAUAUAACAGGGAAACUGAAGGUGGGCGCACUUUUCUCGUCACCGGAACCAAAAUUUGGAACGAGAUACCACUACGCAUACGGAUGGCGGACAGCAUAAGGUGCUUUAAGCACAACAUGUGGACUAAUAUUUUUUCGCAGCAACAAUUUUUAAGUCAUUUUCGUGUAUAGUUUCCUUUUUAGUUUCUUUACUUAUCUUACAAUUAUAUUAUAUUAUAUUAGUUUCUAUUUUUAUAUUGUAUUAUACUAGUUUUUAUAUUGUAAUUAUUUCUGAGUGAGGGCCACAAGUUUAUUAGCUAUGCUAUUAUGUGUUACCCUCGUAAAAUAAAGUCUUUAUUAUUAUUAUUAUUAUUAUCAAUUCCUAUGAAUCCAUGUGUUUAAGUAUUACCCAAUUUUAUGGUUUUUACAAUUUCGAUUAAAUUAUUUCAAUUCAAUCAACAUUUCAAGCCUAUUUCAUUAUAAUCUGAGUAAUUCUUGUAAUUCAUUGGGCAUGUGAUUAUCUUCCAGACCAAGAACAGUGUACUACGUUACCCAAAGAACUAGAAAUGUCAACGUCAAAAUAAUUUACUGCUGCAGUGGAUGGAAGAAACGUCAUUCAAGCUCAAGAGAAUGCACAAAGGGUACACUAACUUCUCCAGUAAUUUUUUCAUAUUUAUGAAAUUUUCCAUAGCUGCUUAUCUGAAAAUUUAUCCAAUGACUUUUUUUAUUUUGCUUUUAGCGAUCUGCUCUCAGGGUUGUAAUUCCAAUCACGGCUCUUGUGUCGCACCCAACAGGUGCCAAUGUUCUUCGGGAUGGACUGGGUCUACCUGUGACGAUGGUACUAUGUAUUUACAUAGCAUGCAUGUUCUGUUAUUACCAACGUUUUCCUCGUCAUCUUUCCCAUCUUAUUCAUGGGGUCAUAUCAUUUUGAUAAACCAUAAAGUACUCCAACCAGUUUCCAUUUGUCUUAAGACGGGUUCAAAUCUCGAGAAUGAAAUCCUAUGUAGGCCUUAUCCGUAGGCAAUUUAAGGAAAGUUCAUCACAAGUUCAAGGUAUUCGGGCUCUGUCGAGUGCUCCUUGAAGUGUUUGGAUGGCAGCCAAAUAGGCGCCGCUUAGGGGUUUUCGUGAACAGAUUUGCAACGUAUGAUUGUCUUCCCCUAGACCAAUCCUCCUCGGAUCUCAGAGCAUUGGAUUGGUAUAAAACUGAUAAGUUUCUUGAACAAUUAUUUUCUUGUUUGCUCACAUGAAUAUCACAUUUUUACUUAUGUUUAAAAGCAAGGAACCCUUCCUAUUCAUUUUGAUAACUGAUCACUGAUCAUAAAAAGAAAGCUUUCACUUUUAAAUAAGCGACGAUCUUCAGUCGCAAUCUUGUUAAGUCGAUUUAAUGGAAGUGAAGGCAGAGGUGACGUUAGGAGUGGUAGUAACUUGUGUUUUAAUGCAUAGAUGUCAAUGAAUGUGCUACAAAUAAUGGUGGAUGUGACCAAAUUUGUGUGAAUAUACCUGGUUCAUAUCGGUGCAGCUGCAACAUUGGAUACAACCAGCAUGGCCACAGAUGUCAAGGUAUGAUCUUCAUUAUGACGUUCAACGAUGCUCAUUUAAAUAUCGCAUUUCAAAAGUGUUUGAAGAGGAAUUAAUUUUUUCACUGAGAUAUAGAGGGUCUAAGAAAGUUUUUUGGCAAGAAACAACCAUCUUCGCGCUGUUAGAUUUUAUAAUUUUUUUCUUCAUUCUUAGGAUAAAUGUUUAAUGCUUUGACAACAUUGGGACCUCUACAAAUGCUGAAAGUUCUUCUUAUUCUUCCACUUUGUUAAGAGGUGCAUUUGAAUUCAUCUAUUUCUUCAACGAGAAAGAGACAAACCUUUCAAGGUUUAAAAACCUCCACAAGCAAUGGUUCCCUUUUAAUCUCAAAAUUAUCUCCAUCAUUCACACUCCACGCUUUACUUGUAAGCCAAGUAAUCUACCCGUAUUCACCGUCUGUCUCAUUUUCAGACAUCGACGAAUGUCAGAUAAUAUCACCAAGACCUUGCCAUUGCGGGGUUCCUGGAGAGCCUUGUGGUGCAAACUGUGUCAACCUCGUUCCUGGCUACAAGUGCACCUGCGCACCAGGAUUUCAGCUCCGAAGUGGUGGAACCAUUUGUGAUGGUAAUUUUGAAAACAAUCUGUUACUGAUUUGUCAGGCGAAAGAGAAUUGGAGAUGGCAUGCUCAGGGUGUCCAUGUAAAUCAGUUUAAGGUAGAGGAAGUGCUGACAGUGUCUUGAGUCUCUAUGUGAUACAAAUAUUAAUUACAUGUGUUUGUCUUUAAGAUGUCAACGAAUGUUUAACAGCCAAUGGAGGAUGCCCACAAACAUGUCAUAAUCAACCCGGAAAGUUUUCAUGCGGCUGCUUUAAUGGCUUCAACCUCAUUAGUGGGAACGGCGGUACUUCCUGCGAAGGUGAGAUAACUCACUUUGUGCCUGUUUUCAGGAAAACGUUAGGAACAAAUUUAUGGUCAGGGCGGCUGGAAUGUGAUCAGAAUAGCAACUUGCCAGCCAGCUAAUGGUUCUCGGCUUUAUUAACAUCUCUAUUUGUCUCUUUGCGCAGUGCCACUGUUGUAAGACUGACAGCAAUAUUAAUCUUUGUUGUCAGAUAUUGACGAAUGCCUGUCAAGUAAUGGUUUUUGCACCCACCAAUGCGUUAACACUGCGGGAUCUUAUCGUUGUGAAUGCCCCACAGGGUUCUUCUUGGAUUCAAAUGGAAGAUCUUGCUCGGGUAUGUUACUCCCUAUGAACAUGGAUACAAGUUUGUUUGAGACAGCGGAGGAGCACAGGCAAAUGUUUGUUUUUUUCUGUCAUAUCCGUCUUCGUUCACAACCUCAUGUAAACCUCAAGGUCAGAUUCCCUAUGAAGCUUUAUACAGGUGUUGAGUUGACCGAUUCUUAUUAAAAACGCUCAUGAUGAAUCCCUAGCUUGUUUGUUCACAUUACAGAUCAUGAUGAAUGUUUGCUGGGACACCAUGGCUGCCAGCAAAAGUGUAACAAUUUCCUUGGAAGCUUCUACUGCUCUUGUAACUCGGGAUAUGAACUCAACAAAGACAACAAAACUUGUUCAGGUAAAAGGCCACUCACCCUCUUACCAUGGCCUCUUAGUUUUGAAAAGCACUUCUCGCCACCACCUUUCUUGCCAACUCACUAAGGAAAUAGUAAUCGUUUUGCGCAGAGGUCAUUAGUUGAUGGCUAUUUACUUAAUUGUCGUUCACACUAUCCAUGCAGGUACAGCUUCUCGAAUGAAAUUUAUUCUUCAAGUACCAUGUCUUUUUUUUUUCCAGAUGUAAACGAAUGCACCCCUGUGUUCGUCAAGAGCCUUAACAAAACGGUCAUCCCAGCAGGAUGUGAUCAAAUCUGUCACAACACACAAGGGAACUACACCUGCAGCUGUGACCUGGGAUAUCAGCUUCUGUACGACGGAAAGCGGUGCCGGGGUAAGACUGUCCUAUAGUUCUUUUGUAAUGCUUCGGAACAUAAGAACAACUUCAGUUAAUUUUUAACCGUCACAAAGAAUAGAAUAUAAUAUAAUAUAAUAUUUGGAGACUCUAACAUCUACCCUGGCUACAGACCUGACUAUGGGCUGAAUAAACCAUUGACCUAUCGAUCAACCCACCAGUCCGCUCUCCAAAAGAAAAGUUGUGUAUGGAUCGAAUACUGCUCAGUUACAGAUCGCUGAUCAUAUUCUUUUUACUUCACAGACGUGAAUGAAUGUAACACAGGAGUCCACCUUUGUGAACAUAAAUGCCACAACACGCCUGGGUCUUACGGCUGCUCAUGUUUUCAUGGCUACGGACAAAGGGCCGACAUGCGAACCUGUGAAGGUAGGUUAUGCUAUGCAACUGCUACCUUAGAUUAACAAAUCCGUGUUGUUAAGGUUGUUCUCAGAGUCUAUCAGAGAGUACGAGACCUCCGAAAAAAUGUUAUUGAGUAACGGGUACAAAGAAAUUAGGCCUUCGGGAAUGUGUAGACAUCUGUCAUUACCGUCCUUUCAAAUUUUUUUCCUCGUCUUAAUUAGGACUUCCUUGUGAGGACAUCUUUGCCCCACCUCAUGGUCACAUGACCUGCAGCGGAUUUGUCACAAAUGAGACCUGUUGGUUCACGUGCGAGGAUGGAUAUGAAAUACAAGGUUCUGAAAAGAGAACUUGCCUCAAUUCUUCAAAGUGGGACGGACAGCAAACGUCUUGCAAAGGUAACAACAAUUGCAGUUCAAUAGCUGGCAAAUUCUCAAACUUCUCAGUUUUCCUUCUCCUUUUUCAGUCACGUUUCUUUCUACAAUAGCUUUUCUACACCAAAUUUGCUUUUUACUCUAAAAGAUAUUUUUGUCUAUCAUCUCCAGUUUUACAAUCAUGUUUAUUAAUAAACAUAUCUUCUAUGUCUGAGGAGUUUGUACUGCAAGCUGAGCAAGCCAUCACUUGUAUCAUUUGGAUGCUUCCAUUUACCUUGUCGUUCCAUUAAUACUCACGUUAAUGUUACUUCCAUAACUCAACAUAGUGAGAAGUUGUGGUCGACUGUAUCCACCAGAGAAAGGCAUAGUUUUACUUCCCUGUCAUGAGACGUUUGGUUCUACCUGCACACUUGACUGUAUAGAAGGAUACGUUGCAUUUGACCGCAACAUUGCAACGUGCCAGCUGACUAACUCCAGCAACGUAGGAUGGGACAUAGGAAACUUCACUUGUGAAGGUAUGAGUUGUCCUUAUGAAAUGGACAUCGACUGAAGAAUUCAUAUCGUAACAGAAACGAACACUAAAUUCCUGUUCUCUUUUCCCUGAAGAUGUCAUUCCUCCGUGCACUAGCAGUAAUCAGUAAUUUGUUAUUUGACCCAUUUGCUAAGUAUCUUAAUUUAUUUCUGUUUUAAUUCUACCUAGAGAUAAUCCUUUGCAAGCCCAAUCCAUGUCGGCAUGGAGGAAGAUGCAUCCUCAUCGAUUCACAAAAGUUUUCAUGUGAUUGUCAGAAUACUGGGUAUGAAGGGGAUCUCUGUGAACGAGGUGUUGUUACACCUCCUGAUUUCCCAAAACUACUUCCUGGAAGGCCUUCGGAAGAUCUUUCAUUACUUGCGAAACCUGACAAUGUAUUAACUGUUUCCUACGAUGCAACCCUGAAAAUGACCUUCCAUCCGAAAAGAGUGAUGAUUCAGUAUCCAUCAGAUCAAGCGGAGUUUAAAGUUAUUGGGCACGAGUCUGGAGUUGGUAUAGUGUCAUACGACCUCAGUGGGAUAGACAAGCAUACUUUUGUGUCUCCCACAGAUAGCCCAAUCUUUGUUGGUCUUAACAUGUCAAAUGCAAACAGCAUUUACACCAGAAUGGGCCUUUUGAAUGGCGAGGUACCAAUCGGAUGCCAAACAAGUAACCUAGAGAACUUCCCAUGCGGGCUAAAAGUAACCUACACCUCCUCCUCGACCCUGCCAAAUGAUGUUCUCAUCCAGUCAGGUCCUGUUCACAUCAUUUCACCCGACAACAAAACAAUUCCUUUGAGUCUUGUGGGAUACAAUUUUGCUUCAUCUUCUCAUUCAGGUCAAGAAUCAGAGUUGCUGAAGACACUUAUCGCCCAGACAAGCACUAUCAAUACGAGCUCGGCAGGCCAAACAUCGAACAAAAUGUGCUCCUUUCAGCCAAGCGCAGAUGCCUUGAUUGAAUUAAUUCAGGAAGACGCUUUUUCAAAGUCUUUCAUGCGGUACUUGACAGACAGGCUACCAUUAUGGAUACGACUUAUGGUUGAAGAAGACAACAAUUUAUUUGCCGCAAAGAACAUUCGGGCCGACCUCAUUCAAACCGCAAGCACGCAGAGUGAUCACCUGAAUUGCAAGUUUCCCCCACUUGGUAUCGCCACUGCAAUGGUCACAUAUCGUCCGAAAGUCACUUUCACUAUCUCCGCUGGGAGGAAACAAAUUUCCUUGCCCAGCAAAGGCUGUUGUUUUGCAACCGACCCUUGCAGUAGUGCAGUGUUCCUGACAUUAUCCGGAAAGGCUAGUGAAGAAAUUAGCAAAAUGCCCGUUUUGAAGGACUUGACUGAUAAUGGCUGGGGUGUCCUGUUAUCAUCUUUUGGUUUCACCGCUCCGAAAAAAUACCAAAGCUUAACGAACUCCUUGCCUUCUGAUCCAAUGUCUGAACACUUUUUAGAUUUUCAUUAUAAUAUGUGGUGGGAAGGAACUACUAACAUUUCCCUAAAAAACACAAGUGAUUUUUCAAUCAACAUGAAAAUGAGUGGCCAAGUAUUCUCAUUUGUAGAAGAUUUGAACAGCGUGAGUAUAAAGCCUUGUCUGGUAACUAUUACAAAAUAGCCGAGAGAAUUCAAUUGCAUGUUAAGUUUACCAAUACCCAAACACCCUGGCGACCACGGCAAACCAUGCUUAGCUUUGAUUUUGGAGAGUUAUUCAAUGCAACGUAAUAAUUCUUUGUGGGCGUGGAAGGAAUCAGAUCGGACAUCACAUGAAGAUCAAGAAAACUGCAUGGAGGGUUUCAAAUUUAUCCUAAGGUUGCAAUUUCCUCGUAACAAUUACAUUUCAAUCCUUAAUUCUAUUUGUCUUGUAGUUACUCACCAGGUACUUUUCUCGGCCAAUCAAGAGUAUAUUUCAUGGAUCAGUCGAGUUUACUUUUUCUAUGCAAGCUCUAGGCAAGAAGUUUUCACUGAGAUUUCACGCCAACAGUGUGGUCGCAAAGUCACAACUUGGAGGUAAAUUCUAACGGUGCUUUCAUAUAUUUUAUUUUGACUAAUUCAGUUUUUGUCUUGUUGUUGAUCCUGAUGCCCUCUUCUCCCCUUUAACGUUCGUCCCUUUUCUUUUUAUCAGUGUUAGGAGAAUUACUAUGUUAACGGUUUGUCAGCAGUACAUUUUGUUUUCUUUCCUGAGGACCUUCCCUUUUCUCAUCGGAAUGCCAAGUUCCCCAAGGUUUCACCUUCACCCUGGAUCGAGCUGUCGAACCUUUCAAGAAUAGUAUUUUUUUAACCUUCAUUAAACCCAAAGGAGGAGUCAAAUAUUUGCAAAUCUACUACUCUAUUGAUGGUGGAGAAGAUAUCGCAGCAUUUGAUCCCAGCAACAACUUGAAAUCUCUGGAAUAUCAGACGCAAGACAUAAAGAGGGUCUUUUUAGAUGUUCAGAUAUUUGUUCCUGAAUUGCGAGAAACAACACAAACGUGGACUGCAGUGUUAGAAGAGACGCUCAUUAAGGUCAUCAAGGCUCGAAAUUUGCUCUCCUCUUCUUCGGAUCUCUUGCAACUAAAAAAACUGGUUGCAGAGAUUGACAACGAUCUUCAAAAGAUACCAAGAGUCCUUGAUCUUCUCAUAGCGAGGUCACAACCGUACAGGAAUCGUUCAAACAUUGAAAAUGCCAUCAGUCGCCUCCUUAAACUUAAGUCAGACCUUCCAAUGACCAUCUCUCUGGUGUUCACGCAGUCGUCCAUUCGACAAUCCUUUGCUGGUGUUCGUUUUGCCCUUGUGGCACAGAUUUGUCACAAAAGACUCUGUUUUGACAACAUCAAUUGUAAUGUAUGGUCCCUGACUGACAACCACUGUUUAACCAACAGUUCUGGCACAGACAAUGGUAUAAUAGUGAACGGAACUGCCUUGAGAGACAUACCUCUUGGUAAUAUAAUAACUUUCCCUACUCGGAGACCGCUGCGAAUGCUAAUAAGCCGCAAAAAUGAGCCACUCGAGACUACAUUUGAGUGUUCUGUUCGAUUAUUGGGACUGGCCAAAACCACGAGCGUACGAAUGGUAGGACAUGAGCUCUUCUUUUCCAUCUCAGGGCCAAUUUUUGGAACGUUCGAGACGCUUUUGAAUGUAAAAGCUGACCUUGGAAACGUUGCAGACUGGAAAUCCUUGCUUUUUGAAGUGAAGGGCACAAUGAGUAAGUCAUCAGGUCUUCAUGUGAUGCUGGAAGGUACGAUUGCUAACGAGACUACCCUUGCGGCCAUGGAAGCAACCAGAAGGUUGAGGAAGGCGAAGGCAGCUUUCAGUGUUGCAAAGACGAAAGCAGAUGCAGCCAGGAACUUUCUUAAAGAAAAACAGACGAUCACCGAACUGCUGAGAAGGAAAAAGGAAAAAGCUGCAGAGGAUCUUCGUGUGGCACGUCUGCAAUAUCAAUUAGCAAAAGUGAGUUUCAACAACACGGUCUACCUUAAGCUACAUAUUCUGAAUCCUAUGUGUGAAAUAAGAGAGUGCAACUACACUUGUUUGAACGGCUGUGUUCACCCUAACAUCUGCCAGGACCCGAUAGACAUAACUUAUCUUGAGCGAUACUGUGCCACGGUUGACAAACCAAUGACAGUAAAAGUUGUGGAAAGCAGCUCUAGAAAAAGCAGUUUUGCUGUGCAGACAUAUUAUACCGUGUAUACUGGAAACUGUAGAUCCGGGGUUUCCUUCAAAAAAAUUUUAAGUUAUGCUAAGAAGGGAGCUCAGGUUGGAAAAUUUGUUGGAGGAAUUAUUGGAGGUGGGCUUGGCAAGGUUGUCGGAGGAUUGUUUGGUGCGAUUGGUGGAGGUCUUGUUGGAUAUUUCAGCAAGAAAAUAUUUGGCUGUUCUGACACUUACGAGACAGUUCUAGGUGAACCGCGGCUUGUAGAGUACGAACGGAAAAGUUUCGAGGUAAAAGCUGUAGUCAAAAUGAUCAAGGAAAUUGAGUGCUCAGGCCAAGAAGAGAAAACAAAACCCGGUGGAUUUGGUCCUCCUUACCCUUGCUGUAAGCGAUAUGGAUGCCAAACCAAAGUCAUCGAUCCCCUUUGUGUCAGACACAACGAGGAAUGUCUCAUUUACAUGACUGAGCUUAAAUUUACGCUUGAUGCCUUGAAUGAAACUUUUCAAUAUGCCUUUCUGAAUCUUAGAGAAUCCGUUGACAAGGUUAAAAAGGCUACAGCUGUUUACGAGAAAGCGAGAAUUCGUCAUGAAGUGGCACUUAAUGAGCUGCACAAAGUAAAAUCUUACACGGAACAGAGACUAUCAGCGGUAGAAAUCGUCAAUGCUUCUAUGAUUCAUGUCCGCCGAAUCGUUGACUUUGGACUGAAGAUAUCCCAAGCUAUGAAUGCCAGUAAUUCGUAUGGGAAUAAAACUGUAGAUGUUGGAGACCUUAGGUUUUCACUAACCACAGCAUCAAAAGAUACAAGAAAGAUCCUUUUUCAGUGCAAUGUUAGCUCUGCUAACAGUCAAUCUACGUUAGUCUCUUUUGUAGUUGACUUCGAUCAAAUCGAACGCUCAAUCAAUUCUGCCUCCAAGACGAUCCUUAGCAAGCUGUUUGGUGGGACAUCAUCCAGGAAGAGGCGGGCGGCUCCGGAAGAACAGAUUCACUUUGAGAAUUCCACAGACAUAAAUGCUUUACACAUCAGUUUCACUGAUUACCCUCAUGCAUGCCAGUUUGCCAAUUCAACACAUUUGUUCCUAAUCUCCAUUCUUCACCCCCUGGAAAAUCUAAUUUCAGCCGUUAAAGGAAUGGAUGAAGAGCUAUCCUCCGGAUUCAAAGACCUUGACAGACUGACGCACACUGUUCAUGGCAGCAGCUCAUUUUCCAAUUCGUCGAGUAGUUCCAACAUUUCCAACAGUUCCCCAAGAAGUCUAAACAAUUCGUUCGUUUCAGACUACUUAGAGAUGAUAGAAUUCUUCAAAAAUGAGAGCGCUCUGGUUCGAAAUGACUCUUCACAGUCUUGGAAUGAAACUCUAGAGGCUUGGAGGGCAUUCCUCGAGGUAUUCACCCAUAAAAGCGGAUUUCAGGAAUGUUCAGGGGCCAUGGACUGUAUCGAAUAUUCUUUUGAAGGGCUAGGGGAAUUUUACGAGUUUGAAAGCAGUUCACAAGCAAUGACGAUAAAAGACGCACUUUCUAAGCUGAAAGACUUGAUUAUGGCAUUAACUUCUGAAGCCUUAACAAUGCCAGAAACUGAACACACAGUCCAACAAGCUCUUUUAUUGCUGAAUGAAACCCGCGACGAUUCCGUUUUGUGUGGGGGGACGCCGUACAUUACCUCUUCACCUCAAAAGGAAAUUAUCGUCCUGACUGGAGAAAGUUUAUUGCUGCGUUGCGCUGCUGAAAGUGAAGCUGAGAUAAAGUAUGCUUGGAUGAGGAAUGACAAGCUUGUUGACGAAUCACUGGAUGGAACUUUCUAUGUACGCGCUAUCAGCAAGCAACACGAAGGUGCUUACGUCUGUGUCGCUUCAAACAAUAAAGGCAGUUCAUUGUCUAACGUGACGAUCAUCAAAGUUCAUAACAAGCCCAGCAUCACUCUACAUCCACAGCCACAAAGAGUAGUUGUUGACAGUGAAAUGCCCGCGACAUUCAUUUGCAACGCAACGGGCCAACCUACGCCUACUUUUCAAUGGUUCUUCAUAUCCAUCAAUUCGUCUGUUGUCAAAAUUAACGAGACGAGACCUGUGUUACACAUACCUGGUCCUCGUCAACAUCAAGAAGGUUAUUACUACUGUGAGGUAUCCAACGAGCAUGGUGUGGCAAUCAGUCAGAAGGCCCGGCUUGACGUACUAGGCUACUCUGUGGGUCUUCCCAGACUGCUUUUCGCCCUGAAUAUCUCAUCGUCCUGUUGGGAGGUAUCAAAUACCUCUAACAAUUCCGUGCACAAAGCUCUGUCAUGUAAUUCCAGCAUAGAAGUAUUGCCGUCAUCAGAAAACGAGACCUUAACUGAUGACAUUCUUCGUUCUUUAGCAAGAUCACUUAAUGCAUCCAUCAAGCUGAUCUCCGAGUUUGAGUACAGCUCAAGAAAUAAUUACACCGCCACCAUUGCAUUUAUCUUAGAUAUCGAUAAAGAGGCUUGGAGACAAUCCAACUUUACCAGUCACAUGCAAAUAGUUGAAGCUAUCGCUUAUAUUGGUGCUAAUCUGAUUGACAAAGUGGACCAGUUCAAUUCUAGCCUACUUAACAAGACUUUUGAGGUACCUUGGAACAACACCGUUAUUUAUGGAGAUCCUGGAAGCCUUCUUGUUUACCCUCUGUCUCCGGAAUGUCCCCAGGGACAGGCCCUCGAUGGAAAUGGAUACAUUUGUGGUAAGCAUAACGUCAACUUUAACCCAUAUCCUAUUGGCUCGGAGUUGUAACAAAGGACAGAGAGAAAAAGUUCUGCUUAUACCUCAUCAUAGACAUUACAGCCCUGUCUUUAACUGCUAACAUUUGUGGCCGCCGUGACUGACCUCAUGAAGGCCUUCACGACUUAACGUAGUUUACACACAGAUUACACUUUGAGUUCAGUUGUCUUUGAACCGUAUAACUAACUGAACGUGUAAAAAGCCCCUCUGAUGUAUUUGUGAUCGCUUUAGUCCUAUAUAAUUCACUCGCUUACACCUCUAUGCUUACGAGUUAGGCAAAAAAUUUAGUUAAUAAAGAAUUUCUUAUUUGUCUGAUCUGCUUUCUCUCUAAACAUGCAGUGUCUUUAUCUCCUUAGCAAACUGUCCUGCUGGCUCAUUAUAUGUAGAGGAGAAUGAAACAUGCGCAGAAUGUCCGUUCGGAACUUACCAACCUGUGCAAGGACAAACAAGAUGUAUUCCCUGUGGCACAAACCUCACAACAGCCUUUAAUGGAACAGUGAAAGAGUCAGACUGUAUUGGUAAUGUCAAGUAUAUUUUGUUUUGGCUCGGUUUAAUCUCGGGUGACAUUUUGUUUUCAUAUAGCUAAAGGCUUUUACACUUAAGUAUUCCAACGGGUCUAAUAAUUGUACUUCACUUCAGUCAAUCAAAAAAUGUCUUGGUUGUCUUCACUGAUUCAUAAUACCCACCGUAAAUAUUAAAAAUGUCUGAAUAUCACUGAAUUUUUUAGAAGCUUAAAGAGAAAUGAAGGAUUAUGGCAAAAAUUUAGGAAAAAAUCAAAAUUAAAGAAGAUAUUAAGAUAUCUUUAAAGACUCUGCAUGAGGCAAACGCACCAUUAAUAUCACUUUUUUCUCUUUAUCCGGUGCCCCUUCAGCUGAUUGUCCAGCUGGAUCAUACAGUACAAAGAACAAAACAUGCUCUUUUUGUCCGCUUGGCAUGUACCAACCAUCCCGAGGGAAGCCAGCUUGUAUUGCUUGCGGUAAAAACCUAACAACAAUUACCAGUGGAACUGUUGAAGAAAUGCACUGUAUAGGUAAGUUAACAUUUGUCACAUUUUCAGUUCAAAUGGAGGGCGAUUGAAGCUAUAGCUUCUGGCCACAAGACAUUAGCAAAUUGGCUGGCAUAGAAGCAACUUCUUCCUUUUAUGUUACGUUUUGGGCAGAAGAGGAUUGAGGCCUCUCUUGGUUUUGUGUUGCACCUAGACAGCCCCUAACGCGGGAAAACGGAAAAUGAUCAAAUCACGAUUGGGUUUAGACUUAGAUUUGAUUGAUUCAGAGGAGGUGCAGGUCUUCUAAAAAAGUCUUAAGGCGUGGUAAGGCAAAAUCGCGGCAAUUCUCAUUACUUUUUACUUUCAUGUCAAAAAUUACUCUAAAAACUGGGCCUGUCCAACAGAAGAAACGACGAAAAAUCACGGAAGAAAGUGAAGAUUGUUUUCCCAGUCAUGCCGUAACUUAGUAAUUUUUCCAUUUUUGUUUUUGUCUACUGUUCCGAGUCUUGAAAAAACCGUGAAAACUGCAAUGAGUGCCUCGAACGACUUACUGUUAAGAAUUGUUUAACCAUUCUUUAUGCAGCGAACUGUCCUGCUGGCUCGUACAGUUCUGUGAACCGGACAUGCGCUCUUUGUCCGCUUGGUUCUUACCAGUCGUCUGUUGGCCAGAUGGAUUGCCUUCCCUGUAGACAAGGUUUCACCACAGCCUCGACAGGAGCUGUUAGUGAAUCGCAGUGUGAAGGUGGGCUAUUGCUAUCUCCUACAACAUUUAUGACUCGUUUUCAGACUGCAGUGCAAUCCUACUUUGUUGGUCAAAUUAUUUAAAAUUUCAGUGUUAACAAGAUUGUGAAAUUAGUGUAUAUUUUUACUUUACUUUUAACAUGACAGAAAAACCAGUUACUGAAGACAAAACAACCAUUUCUACACCAUCGGCAACGUCGCAAAAUGUUGAAAUGAAGGUAGGUAGAUUUUCUUAUUUUUGGAUUUGCAAGAAGACAAGAAUUCAAAGCGAUCUGGCUUUACAAUAAACAAUUUUUUUUCAAUGUUCUCAGUUAUAAACUGAGAUGUUAAAACUUUACGAUAGGGAAAGGUGAGCUGGCUAACAAGACAGGUUAAUUGGAAGCUUCUUGUAAUAAGGGCUUUGUAGUGGUACUAGCCAUGCGAUAGCCUCAUCUUCUCAUGUCUAUCAUUUCUUUUAUCAGACAAGUACCAACGAACAGCUCACAACUAAGACCCCAGGAGAGGCCAAAGAGCAGGAAAAGGCCGAUGAGUUGUCUUGGAAACUUCCCACCAUCAUUGUUGUUCCAUUACUUGUGGUGCUA